AUGGAGAAACAGCGUAGAGCACAGUUGGAGGAAGAGUUGAAGGAAGCGCGUCGUCGCCUCGAAUCUGACAUGGAGCUAGCUUAUCAAGACUAUCAGGCUCAAAUGCUUCGUGAGGAUCUACAGCGUCGUCAGCAGGAACUUGAACGACUUGAGGCUGCUCGCCGCGAGCGGCUUAACAUGAGAGCUGCAACUGGUGGGCCAGGAGGGCCUCCUGGAGGUCCAAGUUUGAACAUGGGUGCACCAAUGCAGUUCGGUCAGUCAGGACCAUUUGGUCAGUCAAUGGCAGGCGGGCCAAUGGGAGGCCCCAUGGGGGGACCACCAAUGGGUGGACCACCUAUGGGAGGCCAUUACCAACCACAGUCAUUCCAGCAGGGGCCUCCUAACCAAAUGCAGUCCCAAGGCGGACCUGGCGGGCCUAUGGGAGCAGGUCUUCAAGGAGGCCCCGGCGCUCAAAAUGGUCCCGGAGCGCAAGGUGGUCAAAGGCCAGCAGCAAAUAAUAUGUUGGAAGGUGUUCAACGACUUCUGCAAAUAUUUAAAAAUGAACCAGGGCAGCAACGACCCUCGUCUGGCGGUCCUAAUUCAUUUGGAGGCGGACCUGGACCGAUGGGCUUUGUAGGAGGACCAGGAGGACCUGGUGAUUAUCCGCCGGAAAAGAGAAUGCGCCGUUGA
Messenger RNA from Strongylus vulgaris, 669 nucleotides. The record is from the annotation of a GenBank genome assembly. NCBI's taxonomy places the organism in Eukaryota, Metazoa, Nematoda, Chromadorea, Rhabditida, Strongylidae.